This is a messenger RNA of Cuscuta europaea, 2942 nucleotides long. The record is from the annotation of a GenBank genome assembly. Lineage: Eukaryota; Viridiplantae; Streptophyta; Magnoliopsida; Solanales; Convolvulaceae.
CAAAACACAGCGGGCGAACCCUAAAUUCAUCUGUUGAACAGUGUACUGAUUUUUCUCAGCAUUUGUUGUCAAUUUCAAUCCAUUAGCUGUCAAAACUUCUUAAUUAUUACUACUUCGUACGCCAUUUGCAUUGAUCUUUUGAAAUACUCCGUAGCUUUUAAUGAUAAAAAUUCUGACUUGUCCCCAUUGUUUUCAACCGCGUCUGGCGGCACAAAACGCGGUGGCGCCCAUAGCUGUAAUAGUUUGAGGACGAAGAAGAAGCGGUGACGCACUUACCUUAUUUUGGAGUGAAAACGAAAAAACAUCUGAAAUUUUAUGGGCGGUCUGAAUCUGCCGAAACACAGCAAGCAUAUGUUUUUCGAGGUUCAUGGAAGCAUGGUCGAAUUCAAAAGAUGAAUCGACACUUUAUGAAGCUGAAAUAAACCAUACUUCAAAUUGGGGUUUUGAAUUUUUUUCUAUGCUAGGAGUAGAAGAUUGGGUUUUUGAUGGCUGUAAGAAGAAGCUCAGGGUCAUGUUUGACCAAAUACUAAUAUCCUUUCUUAAUGAUGUAUCUAAAAACAGAUGCUUUAGGCCUCUCCCCGUAAUGAAUGGCUGUGGGCAUGAAGUGGAUUUGUUCAAACUGUACAGUAUAGUUAGAAGAAUUGGUGGGUAUAAUUCUGUUUCUAAGGAAAACUUGUGGGGUUAUGUUUCAGAGCAAUGCGGGUUGGAUUUUAGGGAAAUGUCGUUUGUGAAGCUGAUUUACAUCAAGUAUUUGAAUGAUUUUGAUCAAUGGAUUGGAGAGCAAUGCAGAGAUAGUGCUUUGGAGAAAGUAGAAAGUGGAUUGGUUAGGCGACUUGAACUAAUGUCUAGAGAGUUCAAGGUUAGGUUUGGAAACAUGUCCAGUAAUGAUUCUAAUCAGAAAACUGCUCAGAUUAAUCAAAAGAAUUCAGUCAUGAAGAAUGGUGGGCGGGAGGUACUCACUGAUGUUGAAAUUGGUAGUGUAUGUGAUUAUUAUGUGGAAUCAACCGAGAGGUUAGCUGUAAAUAAUAUUCAAAAGAAUAGACUCUUUAUUAAAAAUACUAAUGGAGAAAGUGUUACUGACUCUACUGCAUCAUCUCCCAAUAUGAGUGUUCAGAAAGUUGUCAAUUCGGUUGCAGAUUAUCCACAAGAAGAAUUUGUUGGUUGCAUAAAAGGGUCUGCUAAAGACAACGGUGACGUUGCUACCACAGCCAAAAACUAUACUGGGAAACUCAAUGAAGUGAAUACAUUGAAGAGAAAAUUGACACCUUCGUAUUUCUCGGAAAUUCUUGAUUGGGUGACCAGUGCAGCAAAACAUUGCGAUAGUCCUGAAAUUUUGAAGAUUCCUGAUUUGUCCCAGUGGAAGGAUCAUAGCAUAAAUGACUCGACCCAGAUUUUGUUGAUUAGACAAGUUCUACUGAACAAAAAUCAUUUUAGUUCAAAUUCUGAAGAGUCUGCUCCCCAGGUUAGCCUUUGGUAUUUCUACCCCCCAUCUUUAUAUAUUGACAUUUUUUUAGGUUAAUGAAUAUAUUCCAUAGCAUGAAAUGCGGGCAUUGCUGCAGUAAGUACAGUACUGUUGACACAUUUGAGUAGUUUGCGUAUUCAGAUCUUUUUAGGUUGUGUUUAUUGAAAAUGUACCUGAAUGAGUAAAGUAAUAAAGUAAGCAGAGUUAUCACUUAUCAGGACCAGAGAAUUUGAGUUGGCUAGUGAUCCCUUCAUAAACUCUUCCUCUGACAUGCAUAGAUUUUCGUAUUAUAAUACUCCGUACUCCGUAUGUCCUAAUAAAACACAGAUGUACUUCAUUGUCUUCUGAAAAAUGAUUCAUCUGACAAAGCAGAAUGGUUUGGUUCUUGUAUAUUACUAACCUUAACAAUAUCGAACUUGGCCAAUUUUUGUAGCUAAACCCUUAUUUUUAUUGUAUUCGGACAUACUAUCUCCGUCCCUUAAAACUUUGCCAAGUUUGACCGGCACGGGGAAUAAUAAAGUAAAAACUGUGUGGUUGAGGUUUGUAUAGAGGAGAGAGGAGAGAAAAUUAACUGGAACCACAAAUUCUUUACUUAAAAGGGAAAGUGGCAAAGUUAGUGGGACAUCCAAAAAAGGAAAGCUGGCAAACUUUUAAGGGACAGGGGAAGUAUUCUAUAGUCUUGACAUACAUUUAGUUCUCCUCUUCAGUCUUCUCACAUGGAAUCAGAAUCUUUUCCUCUGACAUGCAUAGAUUUUAGUUUUUUUUGACAAAAUGGCAUAUAUACGUGGAAGCAUCUGCCUUCUUCGGCAAUCAGAGACUUUUAGUUAUAUGUUUUCAUCCUUUGCCUUCAUUGACUAGAAAUCCUAUAAACAAACAAGAAUGCUUCAAUGAGUUCAAUUUUUCUUAGUAGUGUUUUUAGAACCAAAAUGGACUUGGAGGGUCCGCUGUGAAUUACUAGCACAUACUGUCCGACUAGUCCACUAUGAUCGGGAAUCUGAUUUUACCUCAAAAGCUGCUGCCGAGUGCCAAAUGAGAACACUGGUGGUACUGGGAAACCGGAUGCUUUAUUCUUACCGGUCGUUUACUUUUUUAAACAAUAAAGAAAAGCAAAGAACAAAAAUAUGCUGUUCAUUUCUUUUUACCAGCAUCAUAGCACACUUUAAAUGCCAAUUUUUAGAAAUUUGUCAUAUCCUUUUCGGAUUUAUCACGUGAACUUCAGAAACUUGUGAAUAGAUUUUGGAGGGAAAAAGGAGUCAAAAUUUGAGAAUUCGGGUCCUCACUAGAAAAUCAAGUGGUUUUGGAUCAAAAUUGUUUCUACGGUCACUUUGGGCUAAGAUAAAUUCUAUAUUUUGGAAAAUGGAAAUCACAUUAAAGAGUAAAGAUUAAACAUGUGAAAGAAAUCAAAGAAAGAAGGAUGAGAUCAAGACAGUUCGGUUUGCUUCUUUAGUUUUUCUUUGUAAUGGAAUGAUGAAUACUGUGG